CUAUACAUAUACGCAAGCGCAUGCGAAUGAAUACGACGAUGCUCGCGCGGGCAAUUCCGACCCAGGAGGCGCCAUGGUCGUUGUGUGCUUGCUGCGGAGUGGCAGUGUUUUGAUUGUGCAAACGCGAUGCGUAGCGAUGUAGUUUUUCUCACUCUUCUUCUUCCCCUCCUUGUCCAGUCAUACGUCUUGAACGCUACCAAAGAGGGGAGGAAGGGACUAAUCUUCUUGACAGCAGGAAUUAUGAGGAGCUCCAGACCGAGGGGCGAUGAUUUGAAGUCUCUUUCUUGAUGUAGUCUGUGCUGUUUUCUUGGAUCAGCUCCGGCGCUGAAGGGCUUCAGCUUUUGAGCAAUAAUUGUAGUUUUGGUAGUGUACAAGUGAUGUGGUGUUCUGCGUCAAUGUGUGCUGUGUGAGGUGGAACUUGUGGUGGAUGGGUCGGACGGUUUGUGGUGUUAGCAGCCUGCAGUGAGCGGCAGAGUGUUGGUAAAAUUUGCCGUGUAAGUGGAGACCCUUUUCUGUUUGUAUCAACGACGUACCGUUGAGUGAAAUAUGUGUCCGUCAAUCUGCCGUCGCUUUUUUCUUUUUGGCACUGCUCGAUGUUAGCUUAUUGUGACUGAGCAAGUUUUCGCCCUCUAGUUUUGUACGCGCGUGCAAUUUGAAUCACCAGACAGUAGAUUGCACAAAAUUUAUACUGAUGUCCACAUUAUCAAGUGGAGGAACCUUAAGCUAAAGAUUAUUCUCUCAGUGACUGGAAGAGAGUCGGCUUGCAUCACUGCAUACUCUUCAUAUCGCAAAGUAGGAAAAUGGGACGUCGCUAUUUCAGUGGCAUGAGAUAGAGCUCAUAAUCAGAGAGUGGUACAUUUAACUCUGAUCGUACAGGAGUGAACUAGAUGCAGUUUCGAAACCUGUAUUUACGCCAGUUUUUGGUGUGAAUAUUGUUAGAUGAUUUUUGCAAGUUUACGCAGCACACAGGAAGUGAGGAUCUUUGAACGUUUAUGUGAUCAAGUUGUGCCGAUCGGCUAUUGGAAUGAAUCUCAAGUAUGGAAGAUCUGUUGCUACCCAGCGUAAACGUUCCGAACUGCGUGUGUGGGUUCUUUCAAACUCACGGAGCCACCGUUGCGUAGUCAAGGUGGAAGAAGUGCAGUGGCAGCUCAGAAGCCAACCCAACUUGAAAGCUGUAACUGGACACACUUGGAAUGCAUGAAACGUUGUGGAUUAUUCUCGUCUUCAAGUUCGAAUCUUUAUUAAUUGACUUCAGAGGUUUCCCUCUCGACAUUAUAGUUGACUUUGUAUCACGAAAGUCGAUUCUGGGUAGAGAGUCUUCGUAAUGGGGUGCGCCAACUCGAAAGUAGACAAUGAGGAGGGAGUUGCAAGAUGCAACCAGAGGAAGCGCCUCAUGAAGCAGACCGUUGCUUCUCGACACAACCUCGCAGCUUCGCAUGCGCAGUUUGUUGUUUCUCUUAAAGGGGUUGGCUCAGCUUUCCGACAAUUUGCAGAGGGAGAGGUAAAGGACGUAGAAACUCACAUGAUUUGUCCUCCGGAAACACCAAGGACUCCGAGGACGCCCUCCCUAUCACUUGGUCCUCCUCCUCCUCCCUUAUUAUCACCACGAUCAUUUUCCUCCGGUUUAUCUUCCAUGUUUUUACCACGUCCUCUUCCUCACUCACCUCCACAAGUGAACCAUGUAGAACUACGGUCGCCUAACUCAAGAGCAGCUAGUUCACCAGACAGCUCAAGCAUGGAUUUUUUACCGCCUCCACCUCCCAUAAUUGCUAAGGAGUAUCGCAUGGAGCAUACGCUCUCUGUUGUACCAACUAAAAUUUACAGGUUUGAAGAAUCUCCUAAUUCUUACAUGCCAGAGCUAUAUAAAUUAGAAGAGUCCCCCCCUCCGCCACCUCUGAUUCAGCCUGUACAAUUAGAUGAUGAUUGGAGAUACUCUACUCAAAAUCUUCCUGUAUCGCGAAUAGCUAGAAAGAGUAGUCCUCCUCCCACACCGACCAUCAGUAGGGGCAGUUGGCAGGACUUAUUUAUGGAUCCAUUCCGACCUUCACCUCCGACUUUCAACUACAUGCAAAGCAGAAGGAAUCAGGAAUCGGAGGAGAAACAGUCUCAGAAGAUGGAAGAGCGAAGGCGUGAACAGGAAUCCGAGCAGCGAAGGAUCCAGGAGGCGGAACAGAGGAGAAAGAAUGAGGUCGAACAGAGGAGGUUUGAUGAGAAACAGAGGAAGGCCAAGGAGUUGGAGGAUUCGAGGAUUUGGGAGCGAAAGCAGAUGAAAGUUGAAGAGAUGGAGAAAAGCAGAGCUGAGGCGAUCCCUCCUAAACAACCUCUAGAAAUUAUCCCGCACAGAUCGUCAUCUGUUGAGGUUGAAUGCCUUGAAGCAGUGCUGGAUUCGAAUCAGAAGUUUCUGGACCAAGUAUCUACAUCCUAUCCAGAGCUGGAGGAAGCAGAUGUACCUGACCUUGAGGAUGUAGAUGAGGUUAUUUGGCAACCUGCUAAGGAUACAAAUGACGAGAAGGUUGAUAAAUUUGUCGAGGGACCAGAACCGGAACCUGAGACCCCGCGAAGAGGCUCGCCACAGGUUCAAGAGCAAUCACUAAAACCAUCGAAAGUAGCGAAAGCAGUGAAGGAAGCGAAGUCGCCCACGCUGGGGAAGAGUACUUCGAAACCUCCGAAACCUGAACAACGAGAAUAUGCAACAGCGAAGUUCAACACCAAUUUGGCUGUCAUCAGGGCCGAAAAGGACGACCGGGAUCUGCUCGACGUUCUGAAGGAGGUUGAUGAUUACUUUUUGAAAGCUGCGGAAAGUGGAGAGAAUGUUGCACGCAUGCUGGAGACAAAGAAAGCACACUAUCAUUCCAGUUUUUCAGAUGGUUUAAAAGUGGUGGGUGAAUCUGCAAGGAUAAACUUCUUAAAGCUAUCUGGAAAAUCUGGGCCAACGGGUGCUCAACAUUCUAGGACCAGCAGUAACACAAGUGUUUUAACUGACGACUCUGCGAGUGUAACGAGCAUGCGAUCUGUUAGCAACAUGAGUGUCGCAAGGUGGUCAGAAGAAUGUGGACUGACAGGCAGCCAUGCAGGAACUCUUGAUAAAUUGAAUGCCUGGGAAAAGAAACUUUACUUAGAAGUCAAGGAGGCAGAGGCUAUAAGGAUCGAGUUGGAGAGGAAGUACCAUUUAUUUAGGAAUCAGGAUGCCAAGAAUGAAGAUCAAACUAACAUUGAUAAAACUCGCGCCAGUAUCAAGUCUCUCCAAACUCGUAUGGUAGUAGCUAUUCAAGCUGUAGACAGUGCUGCACAGCAGGUUCAGAAGCUAAAGGAUGAUGAACUGUACCCACAACUUCUGGAGUUACUCGAAGGGUUGGGAACCAUGUGGAGGGACAUGUCUUUGUGUCAUCAAGCCCAGUUGAAAGCAGUAGUGGCUAUGAAAAAACUUGAUUAUUCUGCUGCCUGUGCACCAACUACAAGUUCUCAUCGCCAUUCAACCGCACAACUUGAACUCGCACUUAAUAAGUGGUCAGAGGGGCUGGGCAGGUUUGUACAGUCCCAACGAGAUUAUCUGAAGAAUUUAACCGCAUGGUUACGAUUGAGUCUCAUGCAAUUUGGGAAUGAGGAGCUGGAGAGGAGUGGAUCUAGAUCGCCUUUACGGUCGCCCGGGUCUCCCUUACAAAACACAGGGGCAAGUCCUGUUUAUAGCCUCUGCCAACGAUGGCAAGACGCAUUAGAUCAGCUAGCUGAUAGAGUGGUGCUGGAAGCAAUAGGGUCAUUUGCAGCGGUGGUGCGUGAGAUGCUGAGUUUGCAGUGGGAGGAACUGAGGAUUAAGAAACGGGCGGAAGCUCAUCACAAGGAACUGGAGAAAAGAGAGGCCGCUCUUAUGAGUGCUGCUAUGCGAGAUCCAGGCUCCAUGCCACCUCCAGUGCCACAGACGCCUUCCACCACUUCAGGCAGUGAUAUGGACGACGGCCGUUCUGAUAGUCGAACUGAUAGCCGUUAUGAUAUUGUUCCACGGGAGGUUUACUCAGAGCGAGCUGAAGUUGCUGAGAAGCGGCUCAAAAUGGAAGCUACGAGGAGAAAGCUUGAAGAUGAGCUUGAAUCUGAAAGGAAAGCGCAUAUGGAUACUCGAGCUUACACUCUUAACAGUCUGCAAGCUGGUUUGCCACAGCUCUUCCAAGCUGUUAUUGCCUUCAGUAACCUGGAAGCUGAAGUACAUGACAAAUUGAACACAGGCUUCAAGCAACCACGACAUUAACAAGUGAUCAUUCCUCCUUUUCUUUGUGGGUAGGCUCUCUCAAAAUUGAUCCUUUUAAGAGAAUACAUUAGCGAAAGAUGUUGAAUGACGUUUGAUCCCACUCCAAAGCCACGCUUCAGCAGUUAAUUUUCUAAAAGCUUCGCUGCUACUGCUGUGCUCAUCACUCGAUUUUUAGGACCCUGCCCUCAUGUAAAUUUUGAAGUUACUGCUGAGACCAGGCGGUUGUAGUUUGCGCGAUGUAUAUUUUUGUCAGCUUAAGCUCGAGGAAUGAACGGUUCCAAUUUCGGAUUUUACUCAAGGGUGUACUUUGUUGAACUAAAAAUAUACGUCAGUCUUUGCUUUUGCUUA
Physcomitrium patens is the source of this 4588-nucleotide messenger RNA. RefSeq names its product nitrate regulatory gene2 protein. The record is from RefSeq and is a predicted model, not a curated record. NCBI's taxonomy places the organism in Eukaryota, Viridiplantae, Streptophyta, Bryopsida, Funariales, Funariaceae.